AUUGGCGUGCUCCACUUGAUUCGGAGCUGCUUUUGAUUUUGCGAUGCCUCCGAAGACUACAGCCGCUAGCACAGGUCAGAAGUCUAGGAAGGUGUUAGAAAGAGAGAUAAGUUAUACCAUGGAUUCAGACCCAUCGGAGAUCAUGGGUUCUGUUGAGGAGGAUCCAUCCGAGGAUCCAUAUGAGUCAUCCAUUCGAGUUUUUUCGACCACUUCGGUAGUAGAUAGGGUGAGAGGAGUUCCAACCUCACCAAGGCCCUUAGAUUUACAGCCUGUUGAUCAGGGUAUGAGGGGAGUAGUGUAUGGAUUGGCACAACCGAAAUUCUCUCAGGCUCAAAACUAUGUCAAGGUAUUUGAGGACACCAGCUCUUCUGAGGUUCCGGAUAGUCCACAGUCUUGGGAGUCCAUCAAUCAAGGUUCGCCGUGGUAUGUUAUGGGAUACGCAGAAGAAGAAAAUAGUAGUCGGGCCAAGAGGAGGAAGGUAACUGAUAGGGACAUGAAGAUUCCGUUUCGAAGUGUGUCCGAUCGAAGUUCUUAUAUAGGACAAGGCAAGUACCCUCUACUAUAGACUUCCUUCAAGUGUCAGUUUUUGGUUGGUGAGUUCCACCUCUUCUUGGAAUAUUACCAAGUUAGGGUUCUAAAUGUGUUUGGUUGUUUUAUGAGGAUGUAGGGAGCCCCGUCCCGGCUUGUAUAUAUAUUAUGGUUAUUCCUACUUAGAGGUUUUACAGACAAUAUCUUGUAUAUAGUUUUGGGUAUGAUAUGUCUACGGCCUAGUCGACCCCUAUGUAUAUAAAACUUUUUCUAAAUUA
Messenger RNA from Nicotiana tabacum (common tobacco), 806 nucleotides. NCBI's taxonomy places the organism in Eukaryota, Viridiplantae, Streptophyta, Magnoliopsida, Solanales, Solanaceae. The record is from RefSeq and is a predicted model, not a curated record.